CUUCACCAUACCCUCUCUCUCUCUGGCGUGAGGAUAUUAUUAAUACCCUCAUCCCUUCUCCCAACUUUCUCCAACCCAAAGAAAAAAGCAAGACCAUUUUUCACCAGCCUUCUUCUAAUGAUCUUUCCCUUUAUUCCAUUGAAUUUGUCUCUGUGAUCUAUUUCUUUCUUUCUUUGUUACUAUAUCUUUAAUCUUGUUAUAACUUCAAACUAGCUAUGUUUAUGAGCUUUUGCAGAAAGAGCGUUCACUACUCUUUUCUUAGCCUCACCACCUCCAUAGACACCACUACUUCUACCACCAACACCGACGACAAUCUCCCUUUCGGAUGUCAACCCUACCACCACGGCCAGUACCAUAUUUCUUCUUCCCUUACGGGGGGAGGGUUAGGUUUAAUCAGUGCAAUCGACGGUGAUAUCCAACGUUUGCCCAACGUUAUGGAAUCUCCGUCUGUUAAAUCUACCCCGCCUUCUUCUCCUGAUUAUAUUUUUACUACGCCUCCCAGAAAAGACCCUGGCGGGAUGGGUUUUAUCGAUGAUAUGGGAGGCGGAGUGGACGGGUUGAUGUCGUGCACUGAAAGUCUUGGGUUUGAGAGCUCCGACGAGAGGCGGUUUGACGACAAGAUUGAGGAGGCGAUGGUUGAUCAGAAUGAUGGUAAUCCUGAUAGGUUUCAAAGGAGUACGACGAAGAAAAUGAAAUGGAAGAGAGAGGUUGGGGAAGUCAAGAAGUUUCCACCGCCUCUUUCGUCGUUGAGACCUAACGGCCAGCGGAAUUUCUUUCUCCGUGCGGUAAGGAAGGACGGGCGGCUUGAGCUCACCGAGGUGAAGAUCGAGAGAACCGAGAUUCUCCGGGCUUCAAGAGAAGACGGACGGUUGAGACUCCACCUCAUUAGAGACGACGAUAUCCAAGACUCCGUAGAAGAGGAGGAGGAGGAGGAGGAGGAGGACGUGGUAGAUGAAGAAAUAGAGCGAGAACAAGAUAAAGAAGAAAAAGAGAAGGAAAAAGCAGUAUUAGUAGAAAAAGAAGAAGUGCAAGCUGAAGAAAAGGAAAUAGUAGAUGUAGAAGAAGUAGUACUACAACAAAAAGUAAUUGGGGACUUUGAAGAAGACAGGGAAAAAGAGAGCGCCGUUGAGGAGUGGGAGUUUCCGCUGAGUGGUGAGGGGUUCAGGUGGUGUCACGAGUUAAUGAGCCACCAUGAUCAUCAUCAUCAUCCCCACCAUCAUAGUAAUCACCACCAUAACUUGCAUGUGUGGAGGCAGCAUUGUGUGACAACUGGCUGAGGCAAUUACGAAUUAUUAAGAUGCAUGUACGUUUGUGUCA
Molecule: messenger RNA, 1317 nt
Organism: Juglans microcarpa x Juglans regia
Lineage: Eukaryota; Viridiplantae; Streptophyta; Magnoliopsida; Fagales; Juglandaceae
Product: cilia- and flagella-associated protein 251
Exons: 1
Coding region: 216-1277 (353 amino acids)
Source: RefSeq, a predicted model, not a curated record